Molecule: messenger RNA, 665 nt
Organism: Brassica napus (rape)
Lineage: Eukaryota; Viridiplantae; Streptophyta; Magnoliopsida; Brassicales; Brassicaceae
Product: 60S ribosomal protein L14-2
Exons: 5
Coding region: 118-522 (134 amino acids)
Biological process (GO): translation; ribosomal large subunit biogenesis
Cellular component (GO): ribosome; cytosolic large ribosomal subunit
Molecular function (GO): RNA binding; structural constituent of ribosome
Source: RefSeq, a predicted model, not a curated record
CGGGCCUUUGGGUAUUUGGUUAAUGGCCCAAAACAGAAAACCCUAAAAACAACUAUAUAUAAACUAUCUUCAGCUUUGGACACUUUGCUUCGAACAUUCAAGCUACCGCCGGCGAAAAUGGUUUUCAAGAGGUACGUGGAGAUCGGGAGAGUGGCUCUUGUGAACUAUGGAAAAGACCAUGGAAAGCUCGUUGUUAUCGUCGACGUCGUUGACCAGAACAGGGCUCUGGUAGACGCACCUGACAUGGAGAGGAUCCAGAUGAACUUCAAGAGGUUGUCACUUACUGACAUCGUGAUUGAGAUCAACCGAGUGCCAAAGAAGAAGGCUUUGAUCGAGGCCAUGGAGAAGGCUGACGUGAAGAACAAGUGGGAGAAGAGCUCGUGGGGUAGGAAGCUCAUCGUUCAGAAGCGCAGGGCUAGCCUCAAUGAUUUCGACAGGUUCAAGAUCAUGUUGGCCAAAAUCAAGAAAGCUGGUGUUGUCAGGCAAGAGCUUGCGAAACUCAAGAAGGAGAUCACUGCCUGAUCAGAUUGAGGAUUAUCUUCUGCAUCUCUGUUUUUCGAUUUUGAAUUGGUAGUUAGUGUUUUUGAAAGUGUCAACUCCGUUAUCUACUCUAUUGUCGGAUGUUAAAAUUUCAAGUUUGAAUGAAACCUUGUUUGGAAGACGUC